Lodderomyces oxycetoniae is the source of this 615-nucleotide messenger RNA. Its product is annotated as gluconokinase. Gene Ontology annotation, molecular function: gluconokinase activity. The record is from RefSeq and is a predicted model, not a curated record. Gene Ontology annotation, cellular component: cytoplasm. The transcript has a single exon. NCBI's taxonomy places the organism in Eukaryota, Fungi, Ascomycota, Pichiomycetes, Serinales, Debaryomycetaceae. Bases 1 to 615 code for a protein of 204 amino acids.
AUGGUUACUGUUAUUGUAGUUGGAGGACCUGCCGGUACAGGGAAAACCACCCAAGGUCAAUUACUUUCAGAGUACUAUCAUUGUCCUUUUAUAGAAGGAGAUGCAUUACAUCCCAAGGCAAAUAUAGAAAAAAUGUCAAGAGGAGAGCCAUUGACUGAUGAGGAUAGGUGGGGGUGGUUAAAAACGAUUGCACUAGAAUCAAGCAGGAAAGCAUAUGAGAAUCCAACUCGAUUGUGCGUUGUAUCAUGUUCAAUUUUGAAAAAGGUAUAUCGAGAGUAUAUUGAAGCAAACUGUGUUCAUCACGAAGCAGUCAGGUUUAGAUUUGUAUUUUUGUAUACUACUUUUGAGGAGUUGAUUCAAAGAGUUGAGAAUAGAAAAGGACACUAUAUGAAGUCGGAGAUGGUCAAAUCUCAGUAUGACAUUAUGGAAAUACCUCAGGGUGAUGAGUUGUUGAAAAAUAAAGGGGAAUGCGUUACAGUAGACACUACAAAUAGAACACCAAGGGAAAUAUUCGAGGAAGUUGUUAAGUAUUUAAGAUUACCAGUGGAAGAUAGAGAUAAGGAGCCAGCAACUGCGGAGCCAACAUCUGCAGAACCAGAGGCGACGAUGGUGUAA